Molecule: messenger RNA, 1163 nt
Organism: Raphanus sativus (radish)
Lineage: Eukaryota; Viridiplantae; Streptophyta; Magnoliopsida; Brassicales; Brassicaceae
Product: plant UBX domain-containing protein 4-like
Exons: 4
Coding region: 63-1007 (314 amino acids)
Biological process (GO): nuclear membrane reassembly; Golgi organization; membrane fusion
Cellular component (GO): nucleus; cytosol
Molecular function (GO): ubiquitin binding
Source: RefSeq, a predicted model, not a curated record
AUAAUGCUUCGUCAUCUCUCUCUUCCUCGUUUACUGUUUGCACAUCGGAGAGAAAACACAAAAUGUCAUCGAAGGACAAGAAGCCAGCGAAGCCGUCGAGCAGUCGAGCCGGUGGAAUCCGCACUCUUUCCGAUCUCAAUCGGAGAUCAAAUCCGGACUCCGACAGCGAUUCCGACGGUCCUCAGGAAUACUACACCGGCGGCGAGAAAAGUGGUAUGAUGGUUCAAGAUCCAUCGAAGAAAGAUGAUGUUGAUGAGAUAUUCAAUCAAGCUAGACAACUUGGAGCCGUUGAAGGACCUCUUGAGACUCCUUCUUCGUCUUCGAGUUCCAGAAGCUUUACUGGAACAGGGAGGUUGCUUUCUGGUGGAGAGAGUGUUUCAACUGCUCCUCCUCAACAGCCUGACCCUGUGGCUCACACCAUUAUCUUCUGGUCUGAUGGUUUCACCAUUGAUGAUGGUCCUUUGAGGAAGUUGGAUGAUCCAGACAAUGCUUCUUUUCUCGAGGUACUACACCUGAACCAAAAUAGUAUUCGGAAGUCUGAGUGUCCAAAAGAGCUUGAGCCUGAAGAUAGAAGAGCUCCUGUACAUGUCAAUCUGAUGCGAAGGGAAGAGAAAUGUCCAGAAAGAGAGAAGCCUAAGGUUUCAUUUCAGGGUGUUGGAAGGACUCUUGGUGGUACCUCAUCGGUGGUGGCUCCUGAUUCCGCACCCGUUCCUGUACAAACCGGGGUCGCAGCAGCAGCACCACCAUCUCCGUGUCUUGUGAUAGAUGAAACCGCUCCGACCACAUCGAUCCAGAUUAGACUAACGGAUGGGACCCGGCUUGUGGGUAAGUUCAAUCACCAUCACACGGUCCAUGAUAUUCGCGCUUUCAUUGACUCCUCUAGACCUGGAGCUCCGGUUAAUUACCAGCUUCAGACAAUGGGGUUCCCACCUACGCCUUUGGCUGAUCUCGCUCAGACCAUUCAACAAGCUGGUUUAGCCAACUCUGUCGUUCUUCAGAAAUUCUAAAAAUUUCUAGAUUGUCUGUUCCUUUUAUUUUUGGGUCUUUCUAUAUGCAUUAUGGAUCAGAGUUGCAUAACUGUUAUUAUAAUCAAGAAAAUGUUGGCGUCUCUGUAAGCUACUUAUACGCAGCAUAAAUGGCUUUUGGAGGAAAGACUUUUGGUA